UUUUGAGCAGCACAUGAAGACGCGAUAGGCGCUGAACCAUCUCCCGGAUCUACUGCUGGACGGAUUUGCUAAGCUACUGGACGAGAAAUGCGUGAGUCAGCUAAGUGUAACGCGAGAAAACCUCAGCUCGACGAUCCGUGUACUGCUAGAGGAGCCUGGACUAUGGCAGGCGCAGCAGCGCAUUCAGCAAGAGGAAGCCCAAUCAAGUUCAACCAGCAUCGUUUAUCACUGGCAAUCAGAUGGGCGCUUUCAUCGGAUGCCGCAGGAUUUUGCUUUUCCACAGCUAGAUGCGCUAAGUGUCCAUCUGACUUCACGAAGACCAACCGCAAGAUGUUUUCGGAAUGGACGGUGCUGGUCCGACAUAUCGUCGCUGGUGUGGAGGCAAGUACAGGGGCGAGAAUGCAGCGACCAACUUCACAACGUGUAGCCGACGAUCUCUACCAACUCGGCAAUGCUCAUGUGCCGAUGAAGCCGCCUACACAUGCGGCGAAGCAACGGCCCGAGCGAGCAGUAACCACACUGCGACGAAUCCGGCAGGCAAUCCACGACACAUUAGCUCGUUCGAUAGAUGCUUGUUCGUCUUACCUCGCCACCGUUCCCGUCGAAGAUGCACGACAAUGGCCCCGCAGUGAGUACUGCCCUUUAGUGAUGAGAAUAUUAGCCAAUCAGACGACGUUCGUUAUGCGUGUCACGACCCGGUUGCGGGAUCUCGACACAAGUCAAUGA
Phytophthora sojae is the source of this 726-nucleotide messenger RNA. RefSeq lists its product as hypothetical. The transcript is spliced from 3 exons. Bases 88 to 726 code for a protein of 212 amino acids. The record is from RefSeq and is a predicted model, not a curated record. NCBI's taxonomy places the organism in Eukaryota, Oomycota, Peronosporomycetes, Peronosporales, Peronosporaceae.